Rhopalosiphum maidis (corn leaf aphid) is the source of this 2450-nucleotide messenger RNA. RefSeq names its product serine/threonine-protein kinase pelle-like. The coding region runs from base 418 to 2331 and encodes 637 amino acids. Gene Ontology annotation, biological process: protein phosphorylation; signal transduction. The transcript is spliced from 12 exons. Lineage: Eukaryota; Metazoa; Arthropoda; Insecta; Hemiptera; Aphididae. Gene Ontology annotation, molecular function: protein binding; protein kinase activity; ATP binding. The record is from RefSeq and is a predicted model, not a curated record. Gene Ontology annotation, cellular component: plasma membrane.
AAUUUACCUUCAUAAAUAUUAAAUAGUAAAUACUAAAUACUACAAAUACGCAGACGCGCAGUUAAAAUAUGUCGUACAAAUCGCAAAUUGCAGAUAUACUAUUUAUCUUAAUAUUUACUAAAUUGAUACCAGUUUGAAUGCGUCAGCAGUCAAGAACGUUAUAGUGUUCACUUAGCACCUACUUUUUUUAUGACUACUUUUUGUAAACUCCACUUUAUAAUAGCUUAGUUACUAGUUAGUUUUUUUAUCUAGGACUUAUUAUAAAAUCACUUUUUUUUUAAAAUUUUAAACUGUUUAAAGCAUUUUAAUGUAUUUGAAAAAUUUGAAAAAUUUGUUCUUUAAUUGCUUCUAUUUGCUAAUACAUAUCUAAGUUUUGUUUUACAUUUUUAAACCUAUUUUAGUGUAAAGUUUAUAAUAAUGAGCAACUUAAACUUGAACAAAAAAACCUAUAUUUAUGAAUUGCCAUAUACCGAACGUAAGGAAUUCUGCAAUAUAAUUGACAUGAAUGAUAAAUGGGAAGAAUUAGGUGGAAAGUAUAUGAAAAUUGACUGUGCAACAUUAUUUAAAAUUAGCAAAGCUCCUAUGCGAAAUCAUUCUUCUACCGAUGAACUUUUAACAUUAUGGGGAGAACAAAAUCAUACAAUAUUAGAAUUAUUUACUAUUUUGUAUGAAAUGCAGCACUACAGAGCAAUGAUUAUACUUAAGCCAUUUGUCGAUCAUAAAUACCAUAAAUUGAUAUACCAAGGUGAUAAAAGCUAUAGUAACCUAGUUAAGACAGAAACUGGCAAUGAUUUAAAUAAUGAAGUUGGUAAUCUUAUAAAAUUGAACACUGACAGCAAUCAAAGAAGAGCAAAUAAUCUAGAACGUGAAGAUUUAAAUAUAUCAGGAAAAAUAAAUGAGCAUAUCUAUUCUGAUCCAUCUGUAAUGUUUUCCUCUGCUGAAGCAUGUACACCUUUGAUAACAUACAAUGAACUUGAACAAGCUACUAAUUACUGGAAUAAGGAAAAUAUUUUGGGAAAAGGAGGUUUUGGAGUAGUUUUUAAAGGCAUAUGGAAAAACACAGCAGUUGCUAUUAAACGUCUUGAAGUUCAGAAAGGAGCAGAACAACAAUUUAAUAUUUUAGAAGCUCAAAGACAACAAUCUUUAAGAGAACUGAAGUAUUUAAAUUCUUGCAGACAUGAUAAUAUUUUAUCUCUAUAUGGAUUUAGCAUUGGUGGCGAAAAACCAUGUUUAGUGUAUCAAUAUAUGAUCAAUGGUUCUCUUGAAGAUCGAUUACAAUGUCGACAAGGAACUAAACCUUUAACAUGGUAUAUUCGUUUUAAAAUUGCAACAGGAUCUGCUAGAGGACUGCAAUUUUUACAUGGAAUGGAUAAACCUUUAAUCCACGGAGAUAUUAAAAGUGCAAAUAUUCUUUUGGAUCCAUAUUUUGAACCUCGUAUUGGUGAUUUUGGAUUGGCUCGUGAAGGACCUCUUCAAGAAUAUACUCAUGUAAAAGUUAGCCAUGUCCAUGGAACAAGGCCCUAUCUACCGGAUGAAUUUUUAAGAGGCAAAAAGUUUUCCACUAAAGUUGAUACUUAUAGUUUUGGUGUAGUACUUUUUGAAAUUGCUACAGGACAAAGAGCAUAUGACAGUUUAAGAAAUCAUAAAUUUUUAAAAGACCAUGUUGAAAAUAAUGAUUGUCCAAUUUCUGAUAUGGCUGAUGUGAAAGCAGGACCAGAUGAAAAUAAUGUUUAUCUUUCACUCAUGACUAUUGGUAAAGAUUGCGUUAGUUAUAAAGCAAAAGAUCGUCCUGAAAUGGAACAAGUAUUAAGGAAAUUAGAUUGUGUUAUGUUACAAGAAAAACAUCAAUCUACUAUCAGACAUAGUUAUUUACCAACAUUUCAAUACGAGAUGCAAAUGAGAAAACUUUCAACUCCAUCUGGAUCUUACCAUCCACAACCGUGGCUAUUUAGUCCUGUUCCAAGUAAUCAAUUGUUAAAACCAAAUACAUCACCUGUACCUCAUUUUGGAGCGUUAACUGUUCCUGAUCAAAUCGAAGGUGUAGUCGUGCCUCAAAUAGAAAUAAAGAACAACUGUUUAAAAGUAACAAGUAAUCCAACUUCUACAAGAUCUACUAAUGCCUCGCCAUCCAUUAAUGAAUCACUUUCUGACAGUCAGUUGACUAAUAAUAAUAAUCAGGAUUCCACUAAUACACCUCAAUUUGUUGAAUCUAAACUUCAAACAAGUGUUGAAAAAAAAAAUAGUGCUUGGAAUAAUUCGAUUCCUGGGGAAUGUGAUGAAUUACCAUUGAUAUCAGAACUGCGAUUACAAUCUAAUCAAAACUCUGUAUGAUAAAUAAUACAUUUCAUGUUUAAUUUUUAAUUUUAUGAUGUUGAAUUUUUAUAUUUAAUUCUUAUAAUCUAAGACAUUAGACAGUUUUAUUAAGUCAAUAUUUAAUAAUAAGUAAUUAU